AUGAAGUUAUCCUUUGUUAGAGCUGCCAUCUGUUUCACCUUAUUGCUGUCAGCUUUAGGAAAACCAGCUGCCAUAGGGAAAGGUGGAUCGCUUGAGCUGGUAGCUGAUAGAUUAGAAAUAGAGAAAGAUGUGGUACCAGAUGUUGAUGCUAACGUGGAAAAUGAAAAGCCAAGUAAGAAGAUAGGUCAGGAAACCAGCCAAGGUUUAGAGAGUAAAAGUAUAAAAGAGGGUGCCACUUUGGAAGAGGAGGGAGAAGUGGAUGUUAAACCAAAGGUAGAAAAUUCAGAUGUUCAAUUGCCAGAGGAAUUAACAUUAGCUGAUUUUGCACAAUCUACUAGUAGUCAACUUUCGUUUGUUGAAUUUUAUUCACCUUAUUGUUCUCAUUGUAAGCAAUUAGCGCCAACAUGGGAAGCUACAUAUAAAGAGUUUUAUCCUGAGAUGAAAGAAUUGAAUAUUCAAAUGAGGCAAGUUAAUUGUAUUGAGAGUGGUGAUUUGUGUGAUAAGGAAAGCGUAGAUUCUUUUCCAAGUUUAAGAUUAUACGUUCCAGACACAGAUAAAGUUACAGGAGAUCUUAUUCCAGGCAAACUGAGAUUUGUUGGUUCAUUUCCAAGAUCGCUAAUGAGGACAUCCGACAAUUUUAAGAAAUAUAUGAAGAAUGCCGUGGCUGAAUAUGACUCGGGAGCCAUAAACUUGCCUAGUUCAUCGCAGUUAUUAACCGUAGAUGAAUUGUUAAAGGUUGUUGCUGGUGAUAUUGAACAAGCACAUUUCGUAGCGUUCUUCCCAUCAUACGAUAAACAAUGGAAAGAGAGUGAUUCUCAAAGCAAAAACUUAUUUCCUUCAACUUGUGUCGAUUGUUACGAAUACAAACAAAUUUGGGGUAGAUUAUCGAAUCAAAUAUUAAGUACAGUUAAGUCAGCCCACGUUAAUUGUCGCUCUAACCCAAAUAUUUGUGAAAAGUUAGGUUUCAAGGAUUUGACAACUGGGUCUGGGAGACCAACACUUCCUAAAUUUGCAAUGUUUUUGCCUGAAAAGACAGGAAUAGUAAGAUUUGAUUACAAAGGAGCUUACACAUUAUCUGAUUUGAAAGCUUUUGCAAGUAGAUUGUAUGAGAGCUCUCAAUAUGAAAAAAUAUCUGCUACUACAUUAUCGGAAAUUAUGGAGUAUAAAAAUAACUUGCCGUUUGAACCAUUGAAGUCUUAUUAUCCUUUAAACAAUAAAGUGUCCGUUGUAUUUUAUUAUGACGAAGAGACAGUUACCGAAGAAGAUAGAGCUAUUUUACCAUACUUAUUAGAGUAUGUAAUGAAGUCACCAUUCAAUGUCUACUUAUACACAGCGAAAAACAAAAAGUUUGAAAGGAAUGUUGUGACCCAAGCUGAAAAUUUGGUACAAUUUAUAAACUAUGAUGAAGAUGCACCACCAAAGAAAUUUAACAAGGCUAUGCAUUUAGCUACAACAUUGACAGCUAAACCUACUAUAUUGGUUUACAGAGAUAAUACAUUAUUCACAAGUAUAUAUCAAAACUUUGCUCCUGAAGAUAUGAGAAAUCAUAACAAGAUUGAAGAAUUCAUAAAGAAGAACCAAUUUCCAUUGUAUCAGGAAUUAACACCCGAAUUAAUAAAGCAUUAUUUUAAUCCUAAUAAAGAAGAGGCGGGAGCUGAUAAAGUGGUAGUUACGUUUAUUAAUUCAGAGGAUGCUAGAACUACUAACGAAGCACUCUAUAAUAUGUCAUUAAUUGCUCAUGAUUAUUAUUCUUUGAAGCAAGAAUAUUAUUUCAAUGAUAUGACAAAGCGUAGAGAAGAGAAAGCCCAGAAUGCCGCUCGUUUGCAACAAAAAAAUGCAGACAGUGUUAAGGUUAUUAAGGAAAUGAGAAAAAAAGUUCCUCAUUUCUUCGACUCUCACGAAGUUUUGUUUACAUUUAUUGAUGUUUGUAACCACCCUAACUUAGCUCAAGCACAAGGAUGGGAUAUUAGUAAGGCCAAUUAUAAACCUGGUGAUGCAAUUAUCGUUACCAAAGAUGAUAGAAAGUAUUGGGACACCAAUAUUUUUGGUAAAAAGUUGACCAAUGACCCAUAUGAAUUGAAACCAGUCUUGCAGUAUUUAUUAGACCCAGAAUUAUUAUUUGGAAAGGUGCAUGAAAGAGAUGUCAGAUUGAAGUCCAAAUUAGUCGGCAGUCCAUAUGGUGAUAGUUUUAGAUUUAUGGAUACCGUUCACCAACAUGGAUUCUUUGGGUAUAUUUUCUUCCUUAUUGCUGCAUACACCCUAGUUGCCGGUGUCAGAAAAUACCUUAGCAUGAGAAGAAAAUCUGCCUCGAGGACAUCAAACGGGUUGGGAAUAUUAGGGAACCUUGAUAAAAAAGACUAA
Molecule: messenger RNA, 2361 nt
Organism: Debaryomyces fabryi
Lineage: Eukaryota; Fungi; Ascomycota; Pichiomycetes; Serinales; Debaryomycetaceae
Product: protein disulfide isomerase
Exons: 1
Coding region: 1-2361 (786 amino acids)
Biological process (GO): protein folding
Cellular component (GO): endoplasmic reticulum
Molecular function (GO): protein disulfide isomerase activity
Source: RefSeq, a predicted model, not a curated record